AUGGAGAACGGUGCCAUUUCCCAGGGCGAGGGCAAGGACCCUUCCAGCUUCCUCAGCGACAUCAUCGGCAAUCCUGUCACAGUCAAGCUCAACUCUGGUGUCGUCUACAAGGGUGAACUCCAAUCGGUGGACGGCUACAUGAACAUUGCGUUGGAAAAGACAGUCGAGUAUGUCAAUGGCCAGAAGCGAAGGGACUACGGUGACGCCUUUGUAAGAGGAAACAACGUCAUGUAUAUCUCAGCAGACUCAUAA
Molecule: messenger RNA, 252 nt
Organism: Fusarium sp. VM40
Lineage: Eukaryota; Fungi; Ascomycota; Sordariomycetes; Hypocreales; Nectriaceae
Source: the annotation of a GenBank genome assembly